CCGAAAAGUUCAGGACGCGACACAUACUGGAUGUUUGGCGAUAGAUACUGAAGUGAUUGGAAACUUUCAUACAGGCGAGGACGACAGAUGGACUUCUGACUUCACGUCGAUGAUUAUCAACUUUCGGCGAUCCCAUAUUUUGUGCAGCGCAUCGUUACGCAGGAGAGAAAAACACCUUCGGGAUUCCGCAAAUCUCACCACACCACCGGGAUGUACAGAUGAGACCAGUGACUCCAAAAGGUCCUGUAAGAGGCUCUAAGAUGCCAGCUGUGACCCUGCCAGGUUGAGCAGCCUCCCUCUGCUGUGUCCAGUGCUGUGGCUCCCUCUGCUGUGUGACCGAGGAAGGCCAGGAAGGGCAGGCGGCGGCAUGGGGAACAUGCUGGAGGAAGGGAUGAACACCGUUAUCGUCAGCCACUACAACCACUCGGGGAAGUGGGACCGGCCUCGCACCGGCGGCGCCUGCAAGAUGGCCGUGCUGCUCUUCAUCUGCGUGCUGAUCGUUCUGGAGAACGUUACGGUCCUGCUCGCUCUCUGGAGGAACAAACGCUUCCAUAGCCGCAUGUACUUCCUCAUUGGGAACCUGGCGCUGUCAGACCUGUUGGCUGGCGUGGCAUACGUGGUGAACAUCUUCACCUCGGGACGCAACACCUUCUUCCUGACGCCAGUGCAGUGGCUGGCCAGGGAGGGGAGCAUGUUCGUGGCCCUCAGUGCAUCCACAUUCAGCCUUCUGGCCAUCGGGAUUGAGAGGCACAUGACUAUGGUGCGCUUGCGUCCAUGUGAGACAGCAGGGCGGGGGAGACUUCUAGGACUGCUGGCAGCCUGCUGGCUUGUGUCAGUGCUGCUCAGUGCUCUGCCCAGCCUGGGCUGGAACUGCCUGAACAACAUGGCCUCCUGCUCCACGGUGCUGCCGCUCUACGCUAAGAGUUACGUGGCCUUCUGCAUCAGCGUGUUCAGCGCCCUGUUGGUCGCCAUCAUCAUCCUCUACAUCAGGAUCUACCGCCUGGUGACCUCUAGCGGCCGCAGGGUGAGCAGCCGGCCGUCAGAGCGCUCCCUGGCCCUGCUGCGGACAGUGGUCAUUGUUCUUGGAGUGUUUGUCAUGUGUUGGACCCCCCUCUUCCUCCUGCUGCUGCUGGACGUUGGUUGUAGCCCAGAUAAGUGCCCUGUGCUCUACCAGGUGGACUGGUUCAUCGCCCUGGCUGUGCUCAACUCUGCCCUCAACCCUCUGAUAUACACUCUGUCCAGCAGGGAGAUGAGGGCCGCUUUCUUCCGGCUGCUGUGCUGCUGUCAGACAAGCAUGGAGUCCACCGGAACUCCUGUGGUGGGCAACCCCCACCUGGGCACGGUCAUCCCCACAGCGGAGAACAGCAAGACCAGUUUGGGUGGAGGAGGGGGCAGUGGGGCUGGCAAAUCCACGCUGAACAGAGGGAAGGUUCCCACACCAAUGAACUCUGACAACAAGCAUGGAGAUCCCUCAGCCACCGCUGUGCCUCAUCCCUCCGGACCUGCAGACCUGCUGUCUGCCGUGCUCGUGAAGGCGGGGGCGCUGCCGCCCCUCAGCAAGUUCUGAGUGGAAGCACCUUAACGAGGCCUCACAGUCACACAGAAGUAGACGUAGAACUGACAUAGUCCUGCUAUCAGCCACUUUUUGUUUAUGCACUACGGCCAGCGUAGCAUGGAUAAGAUGAAAUAACAUGUGAUGUUCAGUUGGAACCACAUAAAUGCAGACUAGAGUACAAUCAAAAUCAUCCAAAGCCACUAUUUACAGCAACUGAGCAAUAUUAUUCACAGCAGCAGGGUAGCGGAUACGUUGUGUUUGUCUGACACAAUGAUUAAUGUUCAAAACUAUGACUACAGUAGGACACGUUCAUGGACGUGGACUAGACCAAGCCCCAAAUUAAAUCUCUUGUCUUAAUUCAUGUCUGAAACUAUACUUGGCAAUGCCUCAAGCAACAACAGAGUAUAAUUAACUUCAUUAGCGUUGUGUCUGUCAGUGUGUUUAUUUUAUUUUACUUUUUUGUCAUUAUAAGCAGAAAAGAUCAAAUUGGGGCACUUUUUUUUGCAUGUGCUAUAUGCAGAUACUCUUACAACAUUUGCAUUUUUCCAUCACAACUUGACUUGGUAAACUAUUUAUUUUCUAUGAAAACAUUUGCCAUCUUAAUACCGUUGGUGUCAUUUUUUGGUAUAGCUUGUGUGCAUAAGAAAGCUAUCAUGGUACUUGGACUUUAUGAUUGAUUUUGUAAUGAUUUGAUAGAUGCACUGUGAGAGAAAACAAGAGCAAAAGUUUGCCAGACUAGCGGCCUCUUGAGGCUGUGAUUACAUGCCACGAAACAAAACUGUUGGAUACAUGAAAAAUGGAGGAUUAUUAGAUUCCUGGUGCGUAAAGAUUUUCCUGGUGGUGCAACAGGAAGAGCGAUGUUUCCACUGAAGGGUUUGCCUUCAGUGGACGUUACCAGAACUGACUCAUGUUUCAUUGGUCUGAGCUCCGCUUCAUCAGCACCAGCUGCACUGUGAGCUGAAUUAGCGUGGCUAAUAACUACACUCAUGGACAUCUUCGCUUCUCAUCAGCACGUCUAGAAACCACUCACAAGUCAACUAACCACUAGCGAAUAGGAGUGUCGGAUGUGAAUUAUUUAAUGGUGGUAGACUGUAAAUGACAUUUCUGCCUAGGGUGGUGUAGUGCCUGAUACCA
Molecule: messenger RNA, 2689 nt
Organism: Chelmon rostratus (copperband butterflyfish)
Lineage: Eukaryota; Metazoa; Chordata; Actinopteri; Chaetodontiformes; Chaetodontidae
Gene: s1pr3a
Product: sphingosine-1-phosphate receptor 3a
Exons: 2
Coding region: 368-1567 (399 amino acids)
Biological process (GO): G protein-coupled receptor signaling pathway
Cellular component (GO): membrane
Molecular function (GO): sphingosine-1-phosphate receptor activity
Source: RefSeq, a predicted model, not a curated record